Molecule: messenger RNA, 2213 nt
Organism: Dendrobium catenatum
Lineage: Eukaryota; Viridiplantae; Streptophyta; Magnoliopsida; Asparagales; Orchidaceae
Product: beta-1,4-mannosyl-glycoprotein 4-beta-N-acetylglucosaminyltransferase
Exons: 2
Coding region: 655-1818 (387 amino acids)
Biological process (GO): protein N-linked glycosylation; N-acetylglucosamine metabolic process
Cellular component (GO): membrane
Molecular function (GO): beta-1,4-mannosylglycoprotein 4-beta-N-acetylglucosaminyltransferase activity
Source: RefSeq, a predicted model, not a curated record
UCGCAGUCGGAGCCCAAAGUCCCCAAAUCUCCGCUUUCUCCUCGAUUUGAAGCCUUCGUCCUCCUCCUCUAUAAAGCACGCCUGCAGGAAUCCAUAGUUCUACCUCUACAAACUCAGACAGAAAAGUGAUCGAAUUCAGGCUCCGUACCAGGGCUUCCUUACUCUGCAUAUCUCUGCAUCUUCCUUUUUCACUGUGUCUGAGAUUAUAAAUUUCCAUGCUCUGGGCUUAACGGCAUACUAAAGAAUUUCUUUUGCGUUCAUUUGUGAACGGUAGAGAGAGCGCGCGGCCAGCAACUUCAAACGGUCAUAAUUAGAGGAGACGGAGGACAGUGGCCGAGACACAGAAAGGGGCGAGCAGCAGCGCUGGGUAGUGCAAAAAAACAACUUUUUUGCCCUUUUUUUAUCCUUCUAGAUUCGAUUCCCGAGUGAAUAUCAGAGAGAUUGGUGUUUAUAUGUGAGAGAAAGCGAGCGAGGGAGGUGCAAGAUAAGAGAAGAUAGUUGGCCAGAAGGCGCUGGGUUAAGGAUCGAUCGGAAGUUUACUAUUGAUCCGAUCUGCGCAAGGAGCCCGUGCCUUGUUUUUGCGGUGAAGAAGUGAGGAAUAAUACAUUAUUAGAGAUAGAUUUUUUUGGAAUUGGAUUUGGUUUUGGGUUCACGAUGCCGGAGGGUGGUUACCACUGUUCGAAGAAGACGGAUGAUAUUUGUGAGAAUGUCUGCGGCCAGGCUUCUAGGGUGGGAUUGAAUAUGUCAAGGCUUCUAUGCAUUCUCCGGGGAUUUGAUCUGAAGGCUCUUUUGCUUUUAUUUGUGGGUAUCCCACUGUUCAUCCUUGGAAUCUACUUACAUGGCCAAAAGUUUACCUACUUCCUCCGACCGCUCUGGGACACUCCCCCUAAACCUUUCAAUGUUAUCCCCCAUUACUACAAUGAAAACGUUUCAAUGGAGAACCUUUGCAAGCUUCAUGGCUGGGGAAUUCGGGAAACUCCAAGGCGGGUCUUCGAUGCUGCUCUCUUUAACAAUGAAGUUGAUAUGCUUUCUAUUAGGUGGAAUGAACUGCACCCCUAUGUGUCGGAGUUUGUUCUUCUAGAAUCCAAUUCUACCUUCACUGGGAGGGUAAAGCCCCUCUUUUUCGCUCUUAACCGUGACAAGUUUAAAUUUGUGGAGUCCAGGCUGACUUAUGGUGUUGUUGGCGGUAGAUUUAAGAAGGGAGAGAAUCCUUUUGUUGAGGAGUCUUACCAGAGAGUGGCUCUUGAUCAACUUAUCAGAAUUGCCGGCAUAACUGAUGAUGAUUUGCUCAUCAUGUCCGAUGUUGAUGAGAUCCCCAGUGGCCACACCAUCAACCUUCUGAAGUGGUGUGAUGACAUUCCUGAUAAGCUUCAUCUGCAGCUCAAGAACUAUCUGUAUUCCUUCGAAUUCUAUCUUGAUGAUGAUAGUUGGAGGGCCUCCGUUCAUCGAUAUAAGCAUGGAAAGACAAGAUAUGCUCAUUUUCGUCAAGCAGAUGACUUGUUGGCAGAUUCAGGGUGGCAUUGUAGCUUCUGCUUCCGCUAUCUCAGUGAAUUUGCCUUCAAGAUGAAGGCCUACAGCCAUGUUGAUCGUGUGAAGUUCUUUUAUUACUUGAAGCCUUCAAGGAUUCAGGAAGUGAUUUGUCGAGGAGCCGACCUUUUUGAUAUGCUUCCAGAGGAGUACACAUUCCAGAAGAUUAUUGCAAAAUUGGGUCCAAUUCCCAGUUCUUAUUCAGCUGUGCAUCUUCCUGGGUAUCUUCUUCAGAAUGUUAACAAAUUCAAGUAUCUUUUGCCUGGCAACUGCAAGAGAGAGAGUGGUUGAGUGCCAUAUUUUCAGUAUGAGAUUUUUCCAUACACAUUAUAGGGCAUACUCUUCGAAUACCCUGAGAUAUUUGUCUAACUUAGUUUGAUGAUUCUUUUUAGGGAAUUUCGCAAGCGUGACCGAGAGAACUUUCAUUUUUUUUGUGUUUUGCCAUUGUAUUUAAGGAAUAGGUUGUAUUGUAUCAUGCUUGCGGCGGUUGGGAUUUGUUCGAUUGCCCGAACUUCUUCUUGAGGAUUAUAGAUAGGAUGCUGAUCUUCAUCCUUUCAUCCGUUAUUGGUAUGCUGUGCCAUAGAAUUCAAUGUAAAGUGCAUACCAAGUGAAAUUCUUAAUCUUUAAUAUCAUGGAGAUUUUUUAAUUCCUUUAAAUGUGACUGAUCCUAUAUUAUUCUUUCUUUA